This is a messenger RNA of Plasmodium falciparum 3D7, 2754 nucleotides long. It is a transcript of the gene DDX3X, whose product is annotated as ATP-dependent DNA helicase DDX3X. Gene Ontology annotation, molecular function: nucleic acid binding; hydrolase activity; ATP binding. NCBI's taxonomy places the organism in Eukaryota, Apicomplexa, Aconoidasida, Haemosporida, Plasmodiidae. Gene Ontology annotation, cellular component: nucleolus. The record is from RefSeq and is a predicted model, not a curated record.
AUGAAGGAACCAAUAAAAAAUGAAAUGGGGGAUAGAGAAAUAAAUGCAGAGAAUGUUUUUAGAAACAAUAAUUUUAAAAGUAAGGAUUGUUUACUAGAAGAAAAUAAUAUUAAAGAUUUAAAUUCCACAUGUUCAAAAAAUAUGGUCCCUCCUAUAACAAUUAUAUUGAAGGAAGAAAAUCAUACUUCCAACACAUAUGAAAUGAUGGAAAAUAAUAAAAAUAUUAAAAGUAAUGAUGAUGUUAAUAAUAAUAAUAUUAAAAGUAAUGAUAAUGAUAAUAUUAAAAGUAAUGAUAAUGAUAAUAUUAAAAGUAAUGAUGAUAAUAUUAAAAGUAAUGAUAAUGAUAAUAUUAAAAAUAAUGAUGUUAAUAAUAAUAAUAAUAAUACUUUUAAAAGUGAAACUUAUAUUUACAGUGUAAAUAAUAAAAAACCAAAGGAAGACAAAGCAGAAAAUAUACAAAAUGGGAAUACAAAUAAUAAUAUUAUUAUAUAUACCAAUAAAAAAAAUAAUGAAAAUAAUAAUUGCUUAAAUGAUGUUAUAAAUAAAUAUUUAAAUGAUUUAGAUAAUCAAGAAAAGGUAUUACCUAAAGGUGAACAUGAUAAAUGUACAAACAAUAUAAAUGUUUUAAAUAAUACAUAUAAUAUUAAUAAUAAUAAUUAUUAUUAUACUAUUAUGAACACUGAAGGGGAUAUUCUUAAUAAAAAUUAUAAUAAUUAUUUUAAUGAUAAUAAUAACUCUUAUAUUUAUCAUGAGAAUAAUAAUAUAAAUAUGAAUCCCUAUUUAAAUAUACAAGGAUAUAUUUAUAAUAGAAAUAUAGAAGAACAACAAAAUGGUUUAUGUGAACAAUAUAUCCCAUAUACUACCAAUAAUAAUGAUGAUCACAUAAAUAAUUUUAUUAAUGAGGUGUACGAUGAGGAUUCCUAUAAUAUAUAUUUUUCAAAUUUAAGCGACAAUAUGAAAAAUGAAAAUUAUGAUAAUAAUAAUAAUAAUAAUAAUAAAAAUAAUACUUGUGUGACAUCCCUCGGAAAUAUAUAUGAAUAUAAGAACUUAUCACAGCAACAACAAUCUAAUGAUGAAAAUAAUUAUUAUUCACAAAAUAAAAAAAGAAACACUUAUUCAAAUAAUAAUAAAACGAAUAGGUCUGACAUAUAUACUAAAGAAAAUAAAUAUGAAAGAGGUUUAUAUAAAACUUCAUAUACAAAAGAUAAAAAUAAUUUGUAUAACAACGGUAAAAUGGAAAAUUAUAAAUAUGAUGAAAAAAAAAAAGAUAGAAAAAUGGAUAAUAAUAAUAAUAAUAAUAAUAAAAACAAUAAUAAUAAUAAAAAUGAAAUUAAUAAAAACAAUAAUAAUAAUAAAAAUGAAAUUAAUAAAAACAAUAAUAAUAAUAAUUUUUAUGUUGAGAGAAAUAUUACAUACCAUAAAAACAAAAAGGAUAACAAAUUUUUUUAUGAUGAUAAAAAAUAUAAAAGGCAUUCUGAAGAAUCUGAAUGUAGUAUAUUCAAUGAUGAUUAUUAUCGUGUUCAGUGUAAAUUAUAUGGUGAUGAAAAAAUAAAUAUUCCUGAACCAUUAAUAAAUAUGGAACAAUUAAGUAAACUAUGUGAUGAAGAAUUAUACAAAAAUAUAUGCCUGAAAGGUUACUGUAAUAUGACUACUAUCCAAAAAUAUUCGAUCCCAGUAAUUUUAAAAAAAAUAAAUCUUUUAGCAUGUUCGCAAACAGGAAGUGGCAAGACGUUUUCUUUUUUAUGUCCUAUCAUAUCGAACCUUAAAAAAGAAAACGAGAUAUUGCGUCCUCACUUUCCUGGAUCGUAUGCCUGUAUAUCACCUUUAUGUUUAAUACUCUGUCCCACACGAGAAUUGGUAAUACAGAUACAAAACGAGGUUAAUAGCUUAACGAAAAAUAUGAGUAUAGUUUGCAUGUCCUUUUAUGGAGGGGAAACAAUGAAGGACCAAGUUGCCCAGAUAAAUGAAAAACAGGGAGAUAUUAUAAUUUGUACCGCAGGCAGAUUAUUAGAUUUAUUAAAUAGUUGUAAAGUUAGCCUUUCAUUUAUAAAAUAUUUAAUUUUCGAUGAAGCUGAUGAAAUGAUAUCUCUAGGCUUAAAAAAACAAAUGGACGAAAUAAUUUUCCAAAAGGAUUUAAGUCCUAAGGAUACGAGACAGACGAUAUUUUUUACUGCCACGUUCUCUGAUAAGUUAAAGGAGCAUAUAGAAAAAUAUAUGAGCACCCCUUAUGUAUAUUUGAAUAUAAAGCAAAAGAGGGAGACGAAGAAUAGGAUAAGAGAGAUUGUUAAAUAUGUUCCUGCAAAAUCCAAAUUUAUUGAACUUUUAAAGGAUAUUAAAAUAUUAAAAGGGCAAGCCAUAAUAUUUGUAGAAUUAAGACACUCGAUAAAUAACGUGUUUAAUUUUUUAAAGACAAAAGGUUAUAAUGUGGAUUAUUUGCAUGGGAAAAUGAGUCAGAUUAGGAGACAAUCCGUUUUUGAAAAUUUCAGAAAAAAAUCUGUUCAAAUACUUAUAGCUACAUCCAUAGCAGCAAGAGGUUUAGAUUUUCCCGAUUUAGAAUUAGUAAUAAAUUAUGAUCUACCUUCAGAAUUUGAACAAUAUAUGCACAGAAUAGGAAGGACCGGAAGGAUAGGUAAAGGUGGUAUGGCAAUAAAUUAUUUUAAUAGUUCAAAUAAAAAUAUUAUAGAUAAACUUAUUGAUCAUUUGAGGAAAUAUGAUCAACCUGUUCCCAAUUGGUUGCUUCACUUCAGGAAAUAA